AUGCGACUGCUACAACAUGCCAAGCAGAUCGAUCCAAGUCUGGCUGGCUGGAUCUCUCUAACGUCAGAGUUGCAAAAUAAAACAUCCUCUACAAAAGAGCACAUGCUUCUUAUUAAUGCCCCAAUUGAAGUUCGCAAACAUUUUGACGAGUUUGUAGCAGCAGUUAUCAAAAUCCACAAACCUAGUGCAUUGGAAGAUAUCAACCAAGCGUUAAAUGAGAAUCAAAGACGUGAACACCUUGAAGAUGUGAACUUGAUAAGGAACCCGAGCCAGCCAACAUUUCUGACAGGACGUGUUCUCAGUUUUUCAUGUGAACCAGGCUUUACAUUAGAAGGCCCUGAAAGCAUAUAUUGUAGAUCAUAUCACAACUGGAAUGAUAAUGCAAUACCAAGAUGUACAAGAGGUUGUCCAUAUCCAGGAAAUUUCAAAAAUGGUUACUAUUUAGAUAAAAUGAAUGCAUUUUACACAAGCAGUGGGAAAGCAGUUACUGAACAAAUAACAUCGCACUGUUAUCAAACCUUUAAAUUGCAAGGAAGUCAGAUAAGGGUGUGUCUAAGUAACGGUAACUGGAGUGACAGUGAUCCGAAAUGUGUUCCUACUUUAUGCCUACCACCUCAUGUCAUUCCGCCAAAUGACAGGUAUGUCUUUUCUGAUGGAUCUGAUUCUUCAUCAAAAUUAAAUCUGAUUGGAGUCAAGCUAUUUCUUAAGUGUAUAAAGGGAUAUUCUUCAAAAGAAAAUGAUUACAUCACAUGUACAGAGGAAGGCCAAUGGCACCAUAAUAAGAGAAGUGGAUGUCAAAUUGUGAAUUGUACAAAUCCAGGAGAAGUAGAAAACGGUUUUUACACGUUGAGAAAUAACUAUGAUAAUCAUCCCUAUACAGGACUUAAGGUGUCUUUUGGAACGGCGAUCUAUGUUUCUUGUCUGGAAGGGUUUGCAAUAAGUGAAAAUAGCCAGUUGGUAUGUAAUGAAAAUGGGUCUUGGUCAGGAUCAAAACCGGCUUGUACUAACAUCACAUGUGAUAUUCCUCCAAAAUUUGGCAAUGGCAAAUAUCACUCCAAAAACAACGACAUCCUCGAAUAUGGAAAAGUUGGAUAUAAAGAACAAAUAUUGGUUCAUUGCAAUGAGGGUUAUACACUGCAAACGCAUCCACAAAGAACAUGUAUUAAAUCAAAUAAUUGGACCGGUGAAACCCCAAUAUGUGAGGAAAUAUUUUGUUCUAAACCUUUUCCUGCAUCAAAUGGGACUUACAUGGAUAACACAGGUAAAAUUCUAACGCAAGAUAAGAUAAAGUAUAACAAGACCAUAACAUUUCAUUGUCUUAUUGGAUAUAACUUAACAUCUGGAACAGCAAUAAGGCGCUGUCAGGAUAAUGGAACAUGGAGUGGAACAAAACCAAAAUGUUCGCCUAUAACGUGUACUAAACCAAAAGAGACACCCUGUGGAUACUAUUCUUCAAACAUAACGACAUCGGAGGAUCCUGUUGGAGAAUUCUUGUAUAAUACUACACUUCUUUUUGUCUGCAAUUAUUCCAAAUAUUCUUGCCCAAACAAGACAAAAGAGAUUAGAUGUUCGGAAGAUGGUGUAUGGUCCGAUAACAAACAUUUAUGUGGUGUACUUAAAGACAUCAAACAAGAGCAAACUGGGAAAAACGACACCGAAUAUACGAAUUCAGAUGCAUUAAUAGGUGCCAUUUGUGGUGUAGUCUUUAUCAUAGGAUCUGGAGUCUUUGUCACAUUUAUCGUUUUGAAAAGGCGAAAUAUUUUUAGGCGAAAAAAAUCUGACGAUGAAAGGCAGUCAUUUAGAAGUUCUCUCACACAUGCAACUGACCUGGAAAUAAUUCAUUGA
Ruditapes philippinarum (Manila clam) is the source of this 1845-nucleotide messenger RNA. Its product is annotated as sushi, von Willebrand factor type A, EGF and pentraxin domain-containing protein 1-like. The transcript is spliced from 5 exons. Lineage: Eukaryota; Metazoa; Mollusca; Bivalvia; Venerida; Veneridae. The record is from RefSeq and is a predicted model, not a curated record. The coding region runs from base 1 to 1845 and encodes 614 amino acids.